This is a messenger RNA of Aspergillus alliaceus, 1614 nucleotides long. RefSeq lists its product as uncharacterized. The coding region runs from base 1 to 1614 and encodes 537 amino acids. The transcript has 4 exons. The record is from RefSeq and is a predicted model, not a curated record. NCBI's taxonomy places the organism in Eukaryota, Fungi, Ascomycota, Eurotiomycetes, Eurotiales, Aspergillaceae.
AUGUCCAUCGAGACUGGAAGUACUACUAAAGCUCACGGCCCUGAUGAGUAUGAGGAUAGACUAGCAAUCACGUCUAUAACCACUACUCGUUCACCGCAGUAUGAAUGUAUCAGCCAGUCAGAUAUUGGGAAGAUACGGAUAGCAAGCACCAGCCACAGUGCCUUUAGAUCAAGCUCCGAGGAAGAGGGUUAUGAGCCUCCAAAAUCUGUUAUACACGCUCCUCCUGGUUUCAAUGAGUUUAGGUUCUCUGAGAAUCCAACGUCUCCACCGCUGUUAACUACCACGACUGAAGUUACGAAAGACUGGUCGGAGCGAGUAACCCCUCGAGAUCAAAUAAUGCAAGGAUUCGAUGAGAUCGACGAAAAUACUGAUAUUAUGUCAUUAGGUAUAAUAGAGGGGACUGAUCCUGAGAGGAUCAGUCAGGAGGUGAAUGAGAUUCCGGGUGCGUUCAACUUGGCUAAGGAUUAUCUCUCUGAUGGAGAGGUAGAACUAAAAGCUUUGAAGGUCGCCUUGGCUGAAUGCUGGUCCCUGUGCCAUACUUUGGCCAAUCUGAGCUUUAUCUACCGUCAACGCUCCAAUUUCGCGGCUGGCAUGGACGAGGCCUGGAAGUCAUGCUGGCGGCUAUGUCAGGAAUUAUAUGCCUGUCAUAACGAAGACAACAUGCAUCAAACCAACCCUACGCUUUAUCUUUGCCGGAACUUCUGUCAAACUCUGUUCGACGGUCGAAUUCGCGAGAACGAGCUAACGGAUUCAGUCCUCCGCGUCAGUUUCGAACUAAAUAAUCAUUUUGCGUGCUGGUCACUAGCGGAGGUGCUAUUCAGCAUGCGCCAGAGCAAAAAGGAAGGAAGGCGUCUAGGCGAGGAAUUACUCGGCUCAGCGGUUCAGGCUUGCUGGGAGCUUUGUGAUAUCUUUCGAGAAGGAUGUACACAACUAAGCUUUCGCAAAUCCGAACGUGGAACACCGCGGCCAAGUCAAGCGGUAUACCCAAAAACUAUGAAGCGGACCAGCCAAUCUGAGCCGAAUCUUGGUAGCAAGUUGUCUGAACAGGAACAGAAUCUCGAAACUCCAACAACUAUUUUCGAAGACACAGUUACCGUGUCUCCUGAAGAAGGGCCAAUUCCGAAUAUAUUUGUUCUAGGUCAGGGGUCGACAUAUAGCUCGCAGAUAAAAUGGUACCCCAAUUCAUCUAGUGUAUCGGCGCAAACGAGCUCUUCUGAGAAGACGUCCUCGACAAACACAGUAAUGACCUUGUCUACUGAUCCAAAUCUAUCGAGUCUCAGGAUCCUAGUAACAAAGGCUGCGAUGAAUAGUGGGUCCCAGCGCAACGGACCACAGGGUCUGCCAUCCUUUGUCAAGUCACUUUCAUCGGAUGCAUUUGGCCCGUUGCCUUGGCAAAUUUCCUUACUAAGAAACUACAAAGCACUUAUUGCAUUCGACCCUGUGUUCCGGCAUGCUGAUCCGCAGGCCCAGGCAAGCGUGGUGGAUAUAUCAAGAGCUGUCCAAGCAAUGGUGCAGAGCGGCCAAUUACUUUGGUUAAGCGACCUCUAUCGCCUCGUGUUUGGGUUCCACGUAGAAGAAGCAGUAAAUCGGACAGGCACAGUACUCGGAACGUAA